Messenger RNA from Benincasa hispida (wax gourd), 1992 nucleotides. NCBI's taxonomy places the organism in Eukaryota, Viridiplantae, Streptophyta, Magnoliopsida, Cucurbitales, Cucurbitaceae. The record is from RefSeq and is a predicted model, not a curated record.
AAAAAAAAAAUAGAGGGAUCAAAAGUGAGGGUAAAAGCAAAAUAUGAUGUGCUGGUUUGUGUUACCUUAUCUGGGCUUUGUUUCAAUGAAGAGAUUCUUAACACUUAGAACAAAGCUACUUGGGGGCCUUCCUUAAUUCACCUCCUACUUGUUUUUUGUUUUGAUUAUAUUGCCCAUAUCAUCUUCUACUCUUCUUGGGAUUUUCAAGCUCCCUUUUUCUUUUCUUUUUCUUUUCCCUUUUUUUUUUUGGUUUAUAUAUAUAUAUAUAUUAGUAUCCAAUUUCAGUUGUUGUGUAUAUGGAGUCUACAGCUAAUCUCCAUCACCACCAGCAUCAGCUUCAAGACCAGCUUCUUCCUUCUUCUUCUUCUUCUUCUUCUUCUUCUUCUUCUUCUUCUUCUUCUUCUUCUUCUUCUUCUUCUUCUUCUUCUUCUUCUUCUUCUUUGUCUAUUAUUCCUUCUUGUUUUGGCCUUGGAAGCAGCCAUGCUUGGACUUCUAAUAUCUCUAUGAAUAAUACUAGUUGCAUCUACAACCCAAGAAUAUUCAAUGGAGUAACUAAUUCUUCACAUUCAAUUAGAUCAGAUUGUGGGCAGAAAAAUACAAACAGUUCUUCAAUAAUGCUUCAAGAUUUGGGUAAUUAUGAAUGGAAUGGUGAUGUAAAUACAGGGAAUUUUUUCACUCAAUCUCUCCAUGAAGACCCACAAGCUGAAAAAAUCAAAGAAGAAAUCUCCUCAGCCAAACCUGACGAUCAAUCUUUCCCCAAAUUCACAGAAAUCUUGAACAACAGCCCUUCUUCAUGUACAAAUGUUCAAGCUUAUUUCCAUCAUUUUCCUUCUACAAAGAUCAAUAUUAACAACAACAAUGAUUCGGAUCUGAAUGAUCUCACUCACAAGCUCUUGAUCAAAACCCUCAUUUCAUCCGGCUGUCAAAUCAACGGUGCUGAUCCUAUCAUCUCAAGAUCAAAUAAUAUUAGACCCCAUUUCUCUCACAUAUACCCUAGUAUUAAUGUCUCUAAUUGGAACCUCUCAUCUCCGGCACCACCGCCGCCUUCAUUCUCGAAUUCCUUAGACUUGAACUUACAAACUCCCGCCGAUAUGUUGGCCGGAAAUUUCAGCCAGGAUAAUUUCGGUAUUUUUAAAGAAACACUCUCCGAUUUCCACGAUCAGAUUCAACCUCCGUCGGCAAACCUCCCAUGCAUUCCAAGUAAAAUGACAACAUUCAGCAGUGGUGAAGUAACUGAACCAAAACGACCUUGUAACUCCAUGGAGCCCAGAAUGAAUCAACAAUCUCCUCCUCUCAAGAAAUCGCGAUUGGACACACGCGCUCCUUGCCCACCAUUUAAGGUUAGGAAAGAGAAAUUGGGUGAUAGAAUUGCAGCCCUCCAACAAUUGGUGGCACCCUUUGGCAAGACAGACACAGCAUCUGUGUUAAUGGAGGCCAUCGGAUACAUAAAAUUCCUUCAAAAUCAGGUUGAGACAUUGAGCGUUCCAUACAUGAAACCCGCUUGCAACAAAACCACUAAGCCCACACAUCGGAGUUCGGUGGAGGACGGAAAUGAAGGGGCGCAAAAUCGAGAUCUCAGAAGUAGAGGGCUGUGUUUGGUUCCAUUGGGGUGCUUGUCUUACGUGACCGGCGACGGCGGCGGUGGCGGCGGAAUUUGGCCGCCAUCGGGGUUUAAUGGAGGAACUUCUUAAUUAAUAUAAUUAAAUAUAUUUAUUGGGAAAAAGUUUAAGAAAGCUUCUCUAAUUAAAGACUAGUAGGGUUGUAUGAAUUAAUGGAGCAAAUUUGGUCAGUCUGUUUAAACCAAUGGAUAGAUGGCAGAAAUGGACCAAGUUUGAUCCAUUAACAUUAAUCAGCUCAUGUAUUUGUUAAUUAUCCGUUGGAUACAGCUUCACAUUAUUCUUAUUUUCUGAUCUGUUUUGUUCCAUAAGUAAAUUUCCUUCCCUGGAAGGUAUUUUUAAUUUAAUUGGAUACAGAUAAAUUAGUAGUAAAAAA